Molecule: messenger RNA, 3792 nt
Organism: Zea mays
Lineage: Eukaryota; Viridiplantae; Streptophyta; Magnoliopsida; Poales; Poaceae
Exons: 7
Coding region: 26-3190 (1054 amino acids)
Molecular function (GO): protein dimerization activity
Source: RefSeq, a predicted model, not a curated record
CCUUGCCUUUACAAACUCCACAACAAUGAACCCCUACUUAGAAUCAAAUUUUCUUGUUAGGUUGAUGGAAGAAAUGGAAGAGGAAGAAGAAGAGUUGGAGUUGGCGAGGCACAUGCUCAAUAGGAGGCGGCGUGCACGCAACGAGCGUCGUCAUGGUGGUUCCAUUCUAGGGCGUGUUAGGAUUCAUCGUGAUCACAUGAGCGGCGAUGCAAGAAUCCGAGCGGACUACUUUGGAGCGCAACCGGUGUACACGGAUGCUCAAUUUCGUAGGAGGUUCCGUAUGCGUCGCCAUGUGUUUGAGCGCCUUGUUGAUGUUGUGCAACAAGUGGAUCCAUACUUUAUUCAGCGUCCAAAUUGUGCGGGUGAGAUUGGUCUUUCUGCUCUACAGAAAGUUGUUGCUGCUGUUCGAAUCCUUGCUUACGGUAUUCCGGCUGAUGCCGUCGACGAAUACGUACGCAUUGGUGAAUCCACGGCUCAUGAGGCAUUGAAACACUUUUGCAUGGUCGUCCAAACCGCGUUUGCUCCGUACUAUCUCCGUGCACCAAACGCAAAAGAUAUCGCACACCUUCUCCAAGUUGGUGAGUCACGUGGGUUUCCUGGUAUGCUUGGUAGUGUUGAUUGCAUGCAUUGGGAGUGGCGUAACUUCCCAAGUUCAUGGAAGGGCAUGUUUACAGGGCGCGGUAAACAUCCUACCAUGAUCUUGGAAGUUGUUGCGUCGUAUGACCUGUGGAUAUGGCAUGCAUAUUUUGGACUGCCAGGUAGCUGCAACGACAUAAACGUUCUGCACCGUUCAAACCUUUUCGAAAGAAUCGCACACAUCCCUCCAAUCCAGGUGCUGGAACAGGUGGGCAGUGGGCACACAUCCCUCCAAUCCAGGAUGUCAACAUCCGAGGCUGCUGCUACUAAUGGUACUGCAGCAGCGACUCCACCUGAGAUCGACAACAACCAUCUAAAGAGGAAGUCAUCUGAUAUAGGCUGGGAGUGGGGGCGUCUCUGUGAUCCCAAUGACAAGAACAGAGUCAAGUGUCUUCUUUGUGGACAAGAGAGCACAGCUGGAAUUUAUCGCCUUAAGCAGCAUCUUGCUCAUGUUGGCACAUCUAUUGUGAAGUGCCCAAAAGUAACUGAGGAAGUUAAGCAGAAGUGCAAGAGAAAUCUUGAUGAGACAGCGAAGAAGAAGAAAGAUAAGCAGCAACAUGACAAAGAGGUUAGGGAGAAUGUGCAACUUGCAACAUGUGAAGAGGAAGUGACAGAAGUUGAGUCACUUGCUGGAAGCUCAAGUACCCCUCGCAAGCUAGGACCCAUGGACAAAUUUACUCGUCCCAUUGAUCCCAAGUUAAGCAAUGCUGAAGCUAAGAGGCAACAAAACAUAAAUGAUGCACUUUGGAAAGAGAGAACACACCAAGUGCAGCAAUAUGUUGCUAGAUGGGUGUAUACACAUGCUAUUCCAUUCCAUGCUAUUGAUAAUGAUGAGUUCAAGGAAAUGGUUGAAGCUAUUGGUCAAUUUGGUCCCGGUUUCCAACCUCCAGCUCAGCAUGAUCUUCGGGGUAGAUUGUUGGAAGAGGAGCAUGCAAGAACCAAGAGCUUGCUACAAGACCGGGAAGAUGAGAAGAUUAAGCAUGGCUGCUCCAUUAUGACUGAUGCUUGGACAGAUAUGAAGAGAAGAAGUAUUAAGAAUCUGUGCACAAAUACUAGUGAGGGAACUACUUUUAUCAAGUCAAUGGAGAUGUCAGAUGUGUCACACACUAGUGAAGUUAUAUAUGAGAUGGUUGACAAGGCAAUUGAGGAUGUAGGUGCUGAAAAUGUGGUGCAAAUUGUGACCGAUAAUGCUUCUAACAAUAUGGGAGCAAAGGCAUUGCUACAUCUUAAAAGGCCAAACAUAUUUUGGACUUCUUGUGUAACUCAUACCAUCAAUCUGAUGUUGCAAGGCAUUGGCAACCUUCCAAAAUUCAAGAAGACAAUUGAUCUAGCAAAAUCAUUCACUAUCUUUGUCUAUGGUCACCACCGAACCUUGGCAUGUUUGAGGUCCUCCACCUUGAAGAGAGAAAUCAUAAGACCAGGGGUAACCAGAUUUGCUACAGCCUAUCUUACACUGCAAAGUAUGAUGGAAAAGAAGGAUUGUCUAAAAAAGAUGGUGGUUGAUUCCAAGUGGUAUGACUUACCUGAUGUGAAGUCCAAAAAGGGCAAGGAUGCUACAGCCACGGUGUUGAACCCUCGUUUUUGGAGAGGUGUCUCCCUUUGUUUGAAGGUCUUUGAGCCCUUGGUGAAAGUUCUACGUUUGGUUGAUGGAGAUGUGAAGCCAUCUAUGGGUUAUGUGUACGGAGAACUUCUCAAGGCAAAGAGGGAGAUCAAGGAGGCAUUUGGAAAUGUGGAAAAUAAAUACAGAGAAGUGAUGGCUAUUGUUGACAAGAAGAUGAAAGAUAGACUUGAUUCUCCACUGCACGUGGCUGCAUAUAUGUUGAAUCCAUACUAUAGUUACAACAAUCCAGCAAUCUUCUCUGAUUCAAAUGUAGUGGAAAAAUUCAUGCAAUGUGUGGAGACCUUUUAUGAUGGUAAUGAUGAAAAGGAAUAUAGGGCUGUUAAUGAGGACUUGGAUAAGUUCCAAAAGAGACAAGGAUCCUUCUCAAAGAAGAUGGCAAGGAGCUGUGAACGCUUUGAGUUCCAACCGGCGUCUUGGUGGAGGCUUUAUGGAGGUGGAGCACCAGAUUUGCAAUACAUGGCUAUUAGAAUCCUCUCACUGACAUCUAGCUCUUCUGGAUGUGAAAGGAAUUGGAGCACCUUUGAACAGCAUCAUACAAAGAGAAGGAAUAGGCUUACAACAGAGCGUCUAAACUCUCUAGUAUUCAUCCAAUUCAAUAAUAAAUUGCUGUCCAAGAAGGAGAAGAUUGCCAGAAAGAGUAAUUAUGAAGUGCUCCUAAGUAGUGAUGCUUCUGAAGCUCAAGGGUUUUUCUUUGAGGGAGGAGAUGAUCAUGCAUUGGCUGUCUUUAGGGAUGAGGAAGAUGAAGGAGUAAUGUCGGGGACAGGGAUACCAUGGAGUGUCCUUGGAGAAGCAAUGGGAACUAAUGAACAACUUCAACCUCGCAGGAGUGCAAGAGUGGCUAGAGAGUUGUAUGAUGAAGAAGAGUGGGAAUCUGAAACUGAAGAUCCUAAUCAUCUAGAAGAUGACAUUGCCUAUGAGGAUGAUGAGGAGUGAGGAGAUUGCAUGAUGGCAGCAUGCUGCCAAGUUAUCUAAAUAUUAAUAUCUAGUUAUUUACUUAUCCAAAUGUGUGUGGACUGUGGACCAUAAAACCAUUAAUGUGUGCUGUACUGUUAUUUAAUUUGUGGACCAUUAAGGCAUGUGAUGAACUGUGAGUGUUUUCUAUAUAUUUUCUUGUGAUCCUUUGACUUGUGAAUUGUGAUGUUGCCCUGUUGUUUGGAAGCUUGGCUGUGCAUGUACAAUAUUGAGCUGCCCCUCAUAGAUGAGUUUCUACUCUUUCCAAAGUAUCUGAUUGUAGAGUUUUUCAGAUUAUUAACUUGUCUCUCUUUGAUGAUCAGCUGCUGUUGGAUGCAACUUGCAAGAAGCCAAGGAGGAAAGCAACUUAUGUCAAAAAUAAAUAUGCAGAACAGCAAGAGGUAUGUUCACUAGUAUUACUACUUAGUUGUGUUAUUAUUACUUAGUACUUACUACUGAUCUUGCUCUCGGCAGCACAAAAAUUAAAAAAAACAAUCACGAUUAAUCACGCUUAAUCUACGUUUAAUCUUCCUAGGCGCUAGUCAGUAGGCUAACGCCUGCCUAGCGCCUAGCGUUUUCUUGAA